AUGGAGGGCACUCUGACUCUAACAGUGCGCCUUGGGAAAUCAGAUACAUACACAGUGAAUGCAUGGUCAUCUGAUACAGUUAAUACUGUCAAGGAGCUAUUGGUAGAAAAAACUUCAUUACAACCAAAUCAAAUGAGACUUGUCUUCGCAGGCAAAGUUUUAAGCGAUGAAAUUACACUUCAAUUCUAUGAAAUUGUCGAUGGGUCAAAAUUAUACCUUGUUCCAGAUAGAAAUGCAAUGAAAACACGGCAAAAUCCCAAGCAAAUGAUAAUUGAGCUUCGCGCUCUCAUAAAGGAGAGUCAAGUAGCUCAUCCUUCGACUCUCAGACGCAUUCUUAGACAAUUAAAAGAGUUGAUUUCAAAUUCAUUAUUACUUUCCUUCGCUUCGAUAUCUUCCGAAGCUUUUGAGGCAAUCGAGGAUGCCCAAUCAGAGAUAGAGAAAAUAGAACGAGUGGUCAAUGAUGAGUCUUCACAAUAUUUAGCUCAAACAGCAGAUUCAACAAUAACUCAGAUAGAAUCAACUUCUGAUGGGUUGAGGACCCUCCAGGCUAUAUAUAACGAUGGUAUGUACGAUAUGGAAAAUCAUGAAGAAUAUAUACCUUUUGAAAUUACAAUCAUUCCUGAUCCAACUGAGGCACCUAGUGAAGAGCCACUUCCAUCGCUCUACAACGAUAGACUGAUAGAUAAUACUUCGACCAUUUCGCAGAUUCCUGAAAAUUAUGAUGAAGACUAUGAUAACAGCAAGUUGUACAAUCGCAAUUUGAUCAGGCAGAAGUAUGCCCAGCAGGUUGCAAUAUUGAAACAAAUGGGUUUUGUUGAUGAACAAUUUAUUCUCCAAGCUUUAGGAGAAUCAAAUGGCAAUAUACAGAUGGCAGUGCAAAUUCUGCAAAAUAAGUCUUAUUUUCCAUAUUAA
Trichomonas vaginalis G3 is the source of this 912-nucleotide messenger RNA. Its product is annotated as FI07626P-related family. The transcript has a single exon. Gene Ontology annotation, cellular component: cytosol. NCBI's taxonomy places the organism in Eukaryota, Parabasalia, Trichomonadida, Trichomonadidae. Gene Ontology annotation, biological process: ubiquitin-dependent protein catabolic process. Gene Ontology annotation, molecular function: polyubiquitin modification-dependent protein binding. The record is from RefSeq and is a predicted model, not a curated record. Bases 1 to 912 code for a protein of 303 amino acids.